Suillus subaureus is the source of this 1350-nucleotide messenger RNA. RefSeq lists its product as uncharacterized. Gene Ontology annotation, molecular function: protein kinase activity; ATP binding. The record is from RefSeq and is a predicted model, not a curated record. The coding region runs from base 1 to 1350 and encodes 449 amino acids. The transcript has 9 exons. Gene Ontology annotation, biological process: protein phosphorylation; regulation of mRNA processing; spliceosomal complex assembly. NCBI's taxonomy places the organism in Eukaryota, Fungi, Basidiomycota, Agaricomycetes, Boletales, Suillaceae.
AUGGUUGAGCCUUCGGUUGCGUCUGAGGAUUUAGGUUCUGGAAUCUGGACGGACUUCUCUUUCAAAGCUUCAGACACUACCAUGGACGACCCCACGCAUACCACACAUGAAUUUCCCCCAUUCUACUUCCUCGGUUUCCAGGAAUAUCAUACGGAAAAUAUAGAUGGUUACAAGCCAGGUGGAUAUCACCCGGUACACUUAGGAGACACAUUUCCUUCGCGGGAUAACCCAAGAUACCGAGUUCUCCAUAAGCUCGGAUUGGGAUCAAUGUCAACGGUCUGGCUCGCCAAAGAUGCUGUAGAAAACCGCUGGGUGACGCUGAAAAUAGUCAUUGCCGAUCUUUCAAGCAACAACGGAGAAUCUGCUAUCUUACAAUGGCUGAGCAGUAGACCUCGUGAUCAUCCUGGUGCCAAACAUAUUGUUCAAGACCCUGUAUCUGAAAGGAAUCGUAUACUCGCUUAUCCCCCAAGACGACUUUCAUCAACAGCGGUCGAGUGUAUGCCAUCAGGUUAUGCUGGGACUAGCAUACCUUCACCAGGAAGCAGUAGUGCAUGGCGUCCAGAUAUACACUUUGGGAACAUCGGCUUCAAGAUACCCAGAAUCAACCGAUACACAGAGGUUGAAAUGUAUCGACUCAUACGGGAGCCAAAUUUGAUUCCUGUGAUACCACACUAUCACUCAGUACCAAGUGAUUCUCUUCCAAAGUACCUUGUGGCGGUACCGGAGACCACGCACUUUAUGCCUGAAGUGUUCGCGGAGAUCCUAAAAGACAAGCUGACGGUGGAGAUUAUAGAUUUUAGUAAUGCAUUUCGAUUACAGGAUGGGAGGCCUCUCAAGCGUCCAGACCUGCCACGUACCAUCCGUCCCCCUGAGCUGACGUUCUACAAGCUAUCCGACGGUCAAGUCAAAGAUGAGUGGGACUUGCCCAGCGACGUUUGGUCGAUGGCCUGCACGAUAUGGGAGAUAGUAUUUUCAGAUGUGAUGCUCGCAAAAGGCAGUGACGACGAUAACAGGCUUAUCUAUGAGACGAUGAAACUCGUUGGCCCAUUGCCAAAGCGGUGGAAACCGUACUGGAAUUCGAAGUGUUUCGAAGACUCUGACGGCAAGUUUACGAUCGAUCCUGAUGCAACAUGGAAGGAAAGAUGUCCUCCUAAGAAUGAUGGCAAUGCGACUGACAGUGUACAAUUUGCUUCAACAUCCUUGUCAUCAAUGGUCGUUGAGACAUUACCGCUCGGCUCAUCGAUACAAAAGCAGCAACGAUAUGUUCCCUUGUCUAAUUUUGUCGCUACGUCCAUACAGUGGAAACGUCAGUGUUGUGCAAGUCUGCAUGUCAAAAACACCCAGUUUUAA